Messenger RNA from Plasmopara halstedii, 247 nucleotides. Its product is annotated as alcohol dehydrogenase. Lineage: Eukaryota; Oomycota; Peronosporomycetes; Peronosporales; Peronosporaceae. The transcript has a single exon. Gene Ontology annotation, molecular function: zinc ion binding; oxidoreductase activity. The record is from RefSeq and is a predicted model, not a curated record. The annotation marks the transcript as partial.
AUGAUCGACAACGAGUGGGGCAUCUCUCAGUUCCCGGUGAUUGCAGGACAUGAAGUUAUUGGCCGGGUUUCAGCCCUGGGCGAAGCGGCUAAGAACAAAGGUCUUUCAGUCGGCCAGCGUGUAGGAAUCGGCUGGACAGCAAAAAGCUGUCAGCACUGCGAUGCCUGUAUUAACGGCGAGCAGGUUAACUGUCAGCAGGGCAGCAUCCCGACCAUCAUGAACAAAGGUGGUUUUGCCGAGAAGCUGC